AUGGACGAUCUUGACUUUCGAACUAUUGACGAUCCUGACUAUUAUCUUAUCGAUAAUCCUGACCUUCGUACUAGCAAUAACCCUGAUUUUCACAUUAUUGAUGACAUUGAAACUAUUUAUGAAGAAGAUCUGGAAUCCUUCGAAAAUACAAGUGUAUUGGUUUCUUCCGAUGAUGAACGUCAAGAUGAUGUUGCAAACGAUUUAAAUGAAGAUACAACCACAUAUUUUACUAAGGAAUUGGCAUCAAAAAUUGUUUAUCAUACUUUAACUCCUAUAGAAUAUCCCGAAACAAGUCUAGAAGGUGUUGCUUAUGUGUAUAAUGUUGAGGGUUGGGAUGAACCGUUAGCUGCAUUCAAAGAUGUUAGUAAAUUUUAG
Messenger RNA from Scutellospora calospora, 375 nucleotides. Lineage: Eukaryota; Fungi; Glomeromycota; Glomeromycetes; Diversisporales; Gigasporaceae. The record is from the annotation of a GenBank genome assembly.